Messenger RNA from Batrachochytrium dendrobatidis JAM81, 1939 nucleotides. RefSeq lists its product as uncharacterized. The record is from RefSeq and is a predicted model, not a curated record. Gene Ontology annotation, cellular component: plasma membrane. Gene Ontology annotation, biological process: copper ion transmembrane transport. The coding region runs from base 1 to 1743 and encodes 580 amino acids. Gene Ontology annotation, molecular function: copper ion transmembrane transporter activity. NCBI's taxonomy places the organism in Eukaryota, Fungi, Chytridiomycota, Chytridiomycetes, Rhizophydiales. The transcript has 5 exons.
AUGAUGAGUAGCGGAGCAUCGAAGCGUAGAGAUGCUGCCAAUUCAAAUACUGUCGCUCACUCUUCAUUGCUUCAAAGACUACUGCUGACUCUUCUGGCCACAUGCUCUACGGUAUUAGCAGCUUCGAUAUCACAAGAAAGUGCAGACUCUCCAUCCCUUUCUAAACGAUUCCGACCUAACCCGCAUAGCGACAAUAGUCAUCGUCGUCGCCAUGAUUUAAACGUCAAAAAAGUAUCUGCCACUGGCAUUUCCAAAGUAAACUCUCUUCGUCUUACCAAGGCUUCAGACGACUGUAUUGUCGAUCCAACGGCAAUAGCAUGCAGGUCAUACAAAUACCCAUCAGAAAAUAUCACUCAGAACUUGAAUGCAUUGUGUGGGUCCAUGCCAAAUAUGCCAGGUUGCAGUAUUCGUAAAUCAUGCACACAGUUGCCAACGUCAAAAAAGUGGUUUUGUAAGGAGUUUAGUUUACUAGCUGAUAUUUGUGCUGCAGACAUGUCAGGCAUGCGAGACUGUAGCAACUAUGUCAAGAUGUGCAAGACUGGAACAUUGGUGAAGCAGUGCUAUGACGAACCUCCAAUUGCAUACCUUCCAACAACUAAACACGCCAAGCAGCUUGUGUUGGACAUUUGCUCCGACAUGUACAUGACUGGAUGCGAAACAUGCCAGCCAGAAAGUAUGUGUUUUGGAUUUGAUGUUUAUGGCAGCCUAUGUUUGAGCAUGCCAGAUAUGCCUCAGUGUAAUGAAUGGAAACGCAUGUGCAGUAAAGAGCCCAUGGUACAUAUUUGUCCCUUGGAUUCACCUGAACGUGAUCAUGGCCAAAAUGGGUCACCAGGCGAUACGAAUCAUCGCUUUGGUCCAACGAUGAAAAUGUAUUUUCAUUUUGGCUACAGCGACUACAUUUUAUUUGAUUCCUGGGUUCCGCGAUCUACCUUUUCAUAUGCUUUAGGAUGCUUGUUUUGUUUCCUUUUAGCAAUAGGUUACGAGUUUCUUCUUGUGGUUGGAUCUGGAUUAGACACAGCAUGGAAAAUGGUAGAGUCGAGCCGACACAGCAAUGAUGUAGGGUUAGGCGACACAUUGGAAUUGCCCAUGUCUGGAAGCGAUCAUUCGUUUGGCCUAUAUAGGUCUCCCAUGGAAAAUCCCAAUAUCAGUGUACUCAGUGACGACACGCCAUUGCUAAGACCACGCAGUCGGAUUACUGGAAAAAGGCGAACAUCGCUGAAUAUUUCUACUCAUCCAAAACUGCAACCAAACCAUGAGUCGCAGAAUUUGCCUUUAUGUCCUACAACGGAUCUGACUGAUCAAAUCGAUAUGGGUCCUGAUGGAGAAGAGGAAAGCGUGUUUGAUCAUAGUAUGAGCGAAUCUUCCAGUCAUAUACAUCAGCGUGUGAUCUCACACGGAAAUACAAGCCAGGCUGCAGGGUUAUCAGAUUUUCUGCAGCAUCACUCGGGAGAUAUUUCCCAUCAUUCAAACCAACACACGCCAACACAAUAUCUCUCACGCCUAUACACAAAAAAGUGGACGCAUUUACAGAUGCGAAUUGGUCGUGCGCUGAUUCGUCUCGUCACAAUUACACUUGCAUAUAUCUGCAUGCUGUUGGUCAUGUCGUUUAACGUUGGAUUGUUUUUAUCUGUCGUUGUAGGACUGGCGGUUGGCAAGUUUAUGUGGAGUCAUGAGGCAUAUGGUGUUGGAGGCAAUAUUCCCUUCAAUAGUGAUAAUUUGGUUGAAAAGGAGCACUGUUGCUAAAAUAGGGUUUUAGCAGUUUGGUAUAAUGGUUUGGAGUUGUCAAAUAGAAUAGCUGAAACCAGUCAGAUGCAUAUCUUUGCGUAUGCUCUAGUCUACAAUUUCAUUCACAAGCAUGCCAUGACGAGAUAAAAUCCGUGUUUCUUUACGUGCACCUUUUUCAGCGAGGUUUAUCUACUAAAAUAAACUUGAAUGCCAG